This is a messenger RNA of Peromyscus californicus insignis, 3961 nucleotides long. It is a transcript of the gene Slc4a1, whose product is annotated as solute carrier family 4 member 1 (Diego blood group). Gene Ontology annotation, biological process: monoatomic anion transport; regulation of intracellular pH; transmembrane transport. Gene Ontology annotation, molecular function: bicarbonate transmembrane transporter activity; monoatomic anion transmembrane transporter activity; solute:inorganic anion antiporter activity. The record is from RefSeq and is a predicted model, not a curated record. The transcript is spliced from 19 exons. Bases 89 to 2878 code for a protein of 929 amino acids. Lineage: Eukaryota; Metazoa; Chordata; Mammalia; Rodentia; Cricetidae. Gene Ontology annotation, cellular component: basolateral plasma membrane; plasma membrane.
AGCCUGCACCCCUCUUCCAGGGACCUGAUGUGCGGGUUAUGCUGGGGGCUCAGAUAGCCGGGGACGACUGUACACUGAGGACAGCAUCAUGGGGGACAUGCAGGACCAUGAGGAAGUUCUGGCGAUCCCAGAUCAGGAUAGCGAUGAUGAACUGGAGCAUGAGAUAGAACAGAUAGCGUAUCAAGAUUCAGACAUCCAUGUGGUCCAGAUGCAGGAGCCAGAAGCUCUUCCCACAGAGCAGAUAGCCACAGACUACAUCCCCACCAGUACCUCCACAUCGCACCCAAGCUCCAGUCAGGUCUAUGUGGAGCUGCAGGAGCUGAAGAUGGACCAGAGGAACCAGGAACUACAGUGGGUGGAGGCAGCACACUGGAUAGGGCUAGAAGAAAACUUACGAGAGGACGGGGUGUGGGGCCGUCCACAUCUGUCUUACCUCACCUUCUGGAGCCUUCUAGAACUGCAGAAAGUCUUUUCAAAAGGCACCGUCCUCCUGGAUCUGGCAGAGACAUCCCUGGCUGGGGUGGCCAAUCAGCUUCUAGACGGCUUCAUCUACGAGGACCAGAUUCGACCUCAGGACCGAGACGAGCUGCUCCGGGCGCUACUACUCAAACGCAGCCACGCUGAGGACCUAAAGGCUCUGGAGGGAGUGAAGCCCGCCAUCCUGACCCGCUCUGGGGGCCCUUCUGAGCCCCUCCUUGCCCAGCAGCCAUCACUGGAGACCACGCUGUACUGUGGACAGGCAGAGGGGGACCCAGAAGGACUCUCGCCAUCCGGGACUCUGAAGAUCCCCCCAGAUUCAGAAGCCGCACUGGUGCUAGUGGGCGCUACUAAUUUUCUGGAGAGGCCUGUGCUGGGCUUCGUGAGGCUGAAGGAGGCUGUGCGGCUGGAGGACCUGGAGCGGCCGGAGCCUGUGCGCUUCCUUUUAGUUCUGCUGGGCCCCGAGGCUCCCCAUGUUGACUACACCCAGCUGGGCAGAGCUGCAGCUACACUCAUGACCGAAAGAGUGUUCCGCACAACCGCCUACCUGGCACAGAGCCGAGGGGAGCUGCUGAGCUCCCUGGAGAACUUCCUGGACUGUAGCCUGGUCCUGCCACCCACCGACGCCCCUUCAGAGCAAGCUCUGCUCAACCUGGUGCCCGUGCAGAAGCAGCUGCUUAGAAGGCGCUACCUGCCCAGUCUCCCCAAGCCAGACCCUGCCUUGUACAAGAUCCUAGACUUGAACGGGGACCCAGGGAGCCCCGGUGGCGUAGAUGAUCCUCUACAGCGCACAGGCCGGAUCUUUGGAGGCCUGAUUCGUGACAUCCGGCGCCGUUAUCCAUACUAUCUGAGUGACAUCACAGAUGCGCUCAGCCCCCAGGUCCUGGCUGCCGUCAUCUUCAUCUACUUUGCCGCCCUGUCGCCCGCCGUCACCUUUGGUGGCCUCCUGGGAGAAAAAACCCGGAACCUGAUGGGAGUGUCAGAGCUGCUCAUCUCCACAGCAGUGCAAGGCAUUCUCUUUGCUCUCCUGGGGGCGCAGCCCCUGCUGGUGCUUGGCUUCUCGGGACCCCUGCUGGUGUUUGAGGAAGCCUUCUUCUCGUUCUGUGAAAGCAAUAACCUGGAGUACAUCGUGGGCCGCGCGUGGAUCGGUUUCUGGCUCAUUCUGUUGGUGCUGCUGGUGGUGGCCUUUGAAGGCAGCUUCCUGGUCCGAUUCAUCUCCCGCUACACCCAGGAGAUCUUCUCCUUCCUCAUCUCCCUCAUCUUCAUCUAUGAGACUUUCUCCAAGCUGAUCAAGAUUUUCCAGGACUACCCGCUGCAACAGAGUUAUGCCCCUGUUUCGAUGAAGCCCAAACCUCUGGGUCCCGUGCCUAACACAGCCCUCUUCUCCCUGGUGCUCAUGGCUGGUACCUUCUUACUUGCCAUGAUGCUGCGAAAGUUCAAGAACAGCACCUACUUCCCUGGCAAGCUGCGCAGAGUCAUUGGGGACUUCGGGGUCCCCAUCUCCAUCCUGAUAAUGGUCGUGGUGGAUUCCUUUGUCAAGGACACCUACACCCAGAAACUGUCGGUGCCUGACGGCCUCAAAGUAUCCAAUUCCACUGCCCGGGGCUGGGUCAUCCACCCUCUGGGUCUGUACAACAAGUUUCCCUACUGGAUGAUGUUCGCUUCUGCCCUGCCUGCUCUGCUGGUCUUCAUCCUCAUAUUCCUUGAGUCUCAGAUCACCACGCUGAUCGUCAGCAAACCAGAGCGCAAGAUGAUCAAGGGCUCCGGCUUCCAUCUGGACCUCCUGCUGGUCGUUGGCAUGGGUGGGGUGGCCGCCAUUUUUGGGAUGCCUUGGCUCAGUGCCACCACUGUGCGUUCUGUUACCCACGCUAAUGCCCUCACAGUCAUGGGCAAGGCCAGCGGUCCCGGGGCUGCAGCUCAGGUCCAAGAGGUCAAGGAGCAGCGGAUCAGUGGGCUCCUGGUCUCUGUACUUGUAGGACUGUCCAUCCUUAUGGAGCCUAUCUUGUCCCGCAUCCCCCUGGCGGUGCUGUUCGGCAUCUUCCUGUACAUGGGAGUCACGUCCCUCAGUGGCAUCCAGCUCUUUGAUCGCAUCUUGCUGUUGUUCAAGCCACCCAAGUACCACCCCGACGUGCCCUUUGUCAAGAGGGUGAGGACCUGGCGCAUGCACCUGUUCACGGGCAUCCAGAUCAUCUGCCUGGCAGCGCUGUGGGUGGUGAAGUCCACCCCUGCCUCACUGGCCCUACCCUUUGUCCUCAUCCUCACUGUGCCUCUGCGUCGCUUCCUGCUGCCAUGCAUCUUCAGUAGGCUGGAACUCCAGUGUCUGGAUGGUGAUGACGCCAAAGUGAGCUUUGACGAGGAGGAAGGUCUGGACGAAUAUGACGAAGUGCCCAUGCCUGUGUGAGGGGCAGGCCCGGGCCCCCAACCAUUCCACUUCCCCACCCUCCCAGGAAGAGCAUUCACGGGCAUCUCACGGCUGUGGGUGGGGGAGGCAGGGUUGUCUAGGAAACACUCUACCUAAGGUACAAUGCAUUUUCUGGCUGAAGAUGACCAGAAGCCAUAUCAGGGAACUGGGGUUACAGUCUCUUGAGACCAUGCUGGAAAAGUUAGGUCUGAGUCUCCUCCCUUCAUGGCACAGUUAUAAAUAGCAAAGGGGAGAGAUGGAGGACAGUUUUCAAGUUCCUGUUGGCUGUGUGGCCUCAUAUAAGUCCCUUGACCUCUCUGGCCUCUGCUUCCUACUCUAUAAAACAGAGGCAUUGAUAAUAAUACCCAUGGUCUUAUCAAUAGACCACAUGGUCUCUGAGGACCAAUGGUAAAUGUGAAAGGGCCAGUCAACGGCAGUUAUCAUUUUCUGAGCCUGCCCGAGGUCCCACAGCUCCUGGGCUGUACAGCGGGACUUGAGCCAUGGCCUCCUGACCCGGAGGGCGUAGCUCUGUCCUCCAUCUUCCACGAAUCCUCUUUCCCUGCUCAAAAAUACCCCUGAUGACUUCUCACUUCCCUUCUCUGUCCCAGCCCCACCCCGAGACCCUCUUCUCUACACCCAGAGAGGUAUCCUGGUGAGAGUAAGGUCCAGGUGAGGGACUGGGUCUCAGACUCAGAAGUGCUUGCUCUCUCCCACCAGACACUCAUUCAUUCACUCAUUCAUUCAUUCAUCCAUUCAUUCACUCCAUAGCCACCUCCUAAAAGCUCUGGACCUAGUGGACACAGAGGGGACUGCGUCAAGCCCCUACUUCGGAGUGGGGCCAAUACACAAGUCUGCUCUGGAUUUGGAUGGGGAUGGAGGGAAGAUGGGAGGAUUGUAAUUUAUUAACCGUAUUUUCUAAGUGCUUCCUCUGUGCCUUGGUUUUGUCUAUGCACCCAGCCACCGUGAGAGAUCUGCCGUGUCCAACCCCAACUAAACUGAAUCUCAGGGGAAACCCAAAGUUUGACCUGUUGGAGUAGGAGACGGUGGCUUGCUCAGGACAUGGAUAACAAUUUAUUUUUUUUU